Geosmithia morbida is the source of this 750-nucleotide messenger RNA. Its product is annotated as Transmembrane amino acid transporter protein. Lineage: Eukaryota; Fungi; Ascomycota; Sordariomycetes; Hypocreales; Bionectriaceae. The transcript is spliced from 3 exons. Bases 1 to 750 code for a protein of 249 amino acids. The record is from RefSeq and is a predicted model, not a curated record.
AUGACAUCAGUCUUUCAGAUCGUGACCUUCACCUCCGUGCUCAUCUUCGUCGUCGCCGUAACGCAGCAGCAGCAAGGCCGUCCCGCGGCGGCGCCCGCCCACGGCGAGUUCGAGCUGGGAUGGGUGUCCGUCGCCACGCCGGGCUUCGCCGCCGGCAUCACGGCCAGCGCGAACAUCUUCAUCAGCGGGAGCGGGAGCUCCACGUACCUCCCUGUCAUGUCGGAGAUGAAGAGGCCGCAGGACUACCGCAAGGCCGUGUACGUCACCGGGGCGCUCGCGGGUGCCAUGUACCUGGCCUUCUCGCUCGUCGUGCAUCGAUGGUGCGGCGUGUGGCUGACCACGCCGGUAUUCAGCAGCGCGGGCGUCCUCUUCAAGAAGGUGUGCUACGGGGUCGCGCUCCCGGGCCUGGUCAUCGGCGUAGGCAUAUACCAGCACAUCGCGGCCAAGUACGUCUUCGUCCGCGCCCUCAGGGGAUCGCGUCACCUGCAGGAGAACGCGGCCGUGCACUGCAUCGUCCUUGGGGUGCUGGGAUUCGUCGUCGCAGAGUCGGUGCCUAUUCUCCAUUAUAUCCUCGGUCUUGCCGGUUCCGCCUGCUUUGCGCCCUUCAGCCUCGUGUUCCCUGCUUUGCUCUGGAUGCACGACUUCGACUUCGGGGCUGCCAGCUCCGUGUCGGUCAGGGAUAGGGCCAAGUGCGCCUUUCACAUCCUCAUCUUUCUCGUGGGGAUGUUCAUGGUCAUCGGUGGCACGUAA